Messenger RNA from Passer domesticus (house sparrow), 2521 nucleotides. RefSeq lists its product as uncharacterized. Lineage: Eukaryota; Metazoa; Chordata; Aves; Passeriformes; Passeridae. The transcript has 15 exons. Gene Ontology annotation, cellular component: cytoplasm. The coding region runs from base 411 to 2114 and encodes 567 amino acids. The record is from RefSeq and is a predicted model, not a curated record.
CUGCUUUUGGAGUGUUCUUCUUCUUCCUCCAGAAGAGGAAAUGACGGGCCUGGAGGCUUCCCUCUACACUCAGACCGUGGAUGCCAUGGACAUCAUGCUGAAGGCUGUGGUGCUCAAAUCUGGCGAGGUGCUGCAGGACGUCUUGGAGGUCUGGCCUGUGCAAAGAGUGGGGGUGUGGGCACUGUUCCUUACCCUGGGGGGGUUGCCCACUCCUGGCUGGAUGGUCCUCAGCCCAGUUGUGAGCAGGCAGAGCACACUGCAGGGAGGGCGCUGCCCUGCCCUGGGGCUCAGCUGGAGUACAGGGGCUGCAGAGAGUGGCACCUGCCUGGCCACAAGGCUGGCCCGGGGCCUUUGUCCCAGGCACAGGAGCCUCCUGAGGCUGAGCUCGAGGUGAAAGGAAGCCUUGAAGGAUGGUGCUGCUCACCUUCACCAGCUCUGAGAGAGCCGUUGUGCGGGAGAGGGCCUUGCAGAGGAUUUGCAGCCUGAGCCAUUGGCUGGCCAGCUGUUCCACUCUGGAGACUGGUCAAAAUGAGGAUAGAGAUGAUGCCUGUGCACAGAUCCAGAUCCCAGUCCUUGGGAAGGUGUUUGGACAUCUCAUCCUCAUGGCAUUUGAGGAAGAAAAGACCAACCAUGUGGCUCUGGAUGCUCUCUACGCCCUCCUCAAUUUCAUCUCUCAGCAGCAACGUGUGACACUGCCAGAGGACAAUGCACAGCUCCAAGCACACUGGGAAGAUGGGAUCAGCUCCUCACUUCAUUCUCCCAAUGCCAAGGACUUCAUCGAGGCUGUUGGAAAAUACCUGGGACCUUCUGAGAGGACACACAUCAUCCUCUCAACCAUUACAAUGUUCCGCUACUCAUCUCCCUGCAAUCAUCAGGUGGCUCUCAGCAUGCUGGAGGUGAUUGGGAGAGACCCUGACUGGUGGCUGACGGAUGUGCCAAAAAUCGUGAGCCACAUCUACCACACUGGAUUGGUCACAGACAUCCAAGUCCAGCACAGCCUCCACUGCCUGCUUCUCUUGGUGGCUGAGAGGAGUCCUGGGCAGGUGGUCACAACACUGCUGCAGAUCGCCCCACGAGGAGAUAGGAAUGCCCUCAGUUUGUGGGAGGUGAUGUUCUCGGUGCCCCAGACGGUAGAGAAGGUCUUGAAGGAGCUUCGUGUCCAACUCCAGGACCUGAAGAAUGGCAUUUUCCGCACCUUUCCUGAAAACGACUGCCUCUCUUACUUGGCUCUGCUGGCCUCCGAAGAUGUGCAAGAGGAGGAAUUUGCUUCAUUGUACAAAACCUGCAGGUUUCUGCUGUAUUCAGCCAACAGCACAGACAGAGAGAUAACCUCCCUGCUGCUCAGGGCCCUCAUCACACUGUCCAACAGAGAGGACAGGGCGAGAAAAAUGAAGGUGCUGCUGCCAGACCUGAUGAACCUGUUGCGGCAGAACUGCACGUCUCUGGUGAUGAUGGCCCUGAUGGUCCUCCAGAACAUGAUGAAGUGCUUGAAGAGGACCGAAGCCAGUUCCAUUGCUGCAGAUGUGGCGAGGAUACUCUGGUACCACUUUGAUGAGGAGGAAAGCUGGGUGCGGGAGAGCUGCAUCAGCUCCUUCAGAGACCUGGUGAGGACAGUGGUGGGGAAGGAGAAGAAGUGGAUGAAGAACUUCGUGCACACUGUCCUGGCCCCGCUCAUCCUUCGCAUGAAUGACGAGGCCCCCAAAGUGGGCCAGGCCUCCAGGAAUGCCCUCCUUGCCAUAGCAGAGCUCCUCAAGUGGAAGGAGAUGAAGCAUGUGGUGAAGACAUGGCAGACCUGGAAGAUGGCUGAGUGCUUGAUGAAAAAGGACAGCAGCAGGGCUGAGCAGUACCUUCUUCAGAGCCUGAAGUACCUGAAGGACCCUCAGGAAUGCGUGCGAGACUUGACUGUCAGGUUCAUUGGGACCAUCAUGCGGCAUGUCAAGGACCAAAGCACGGAGGUGCCUGCUCUGAUUGUCAGAGAACUUCAGGCCUUGGAGAAAGGUGGCUGUGAAUUCAUCUGUUGCCUGGCAGCUCAGACCAGCUUGAUCCUGAGCAGGCUGAGGGAGCAGCAAUCACCAGCAGGGUCCCGAUGCUCUCUGUGGUGCUGGCACCGCUGAGCUGGGGGCCUCUUGUGUCCAGAGUGGCACAUUCAGGCAAGACUGAGCAGGAACACCCGCCCGCUGCUUCACAAGGUGCAGAAAGGACUCCUGACUUCCUGAGGUUCUUCUCAGAGAAGGCUCUGGGUGUGGUUGGAUCCAGGCUUGGUCAGCACUUCGUCAUACAUCAUUGAACCUGGACAUCACUUUGUUCUGAGGAUUAUGGUUGGCAAACCAACUAUAGCUGUAAAUAGUUUAUUUGUAAAUAAAGUUAGUUUUGUGUUUAAAUAAUAGCUUGUCAAUUUCCUUCUAAGACAAGGUGACCCAUCUGGUUCAUCAAGGAAAGCCAGUAAAAAAUCCCAAAAGACUGGGAUUCCAGCAAGGAUUUGCAGACUGUCUCUGGCAGGAUCCUUUAGGACAAACUGUCC